AUGGAGUACUACCAAGGCAUCCUGUUUCUGACGACCAACCGUGCCGAGGACUUCGACCCGGCGUUUCUGAGCCGCAUCCACGUCACCGUGGAGUACCCGCCCUUGACGGCGGAGCGACGAGCGAACGUGUGGCGCAAUCUUGCGGAAAAAAUGAUGCGCGACAGCAGCCUAUCUGGCAAGGACGACGAAAUCUGGGCCACGCUGGGAAGAGACUACAUCAUGAACGGCCGGGAGAUCAAGAACGCGCUCCGCACGGCGCACUGUUUGGCCAAGGAGGAGAAUAAACCGCUCAAUCUCGCUGGGAUUCACAGAGUUCUGGAACUGAGUUCGAGAUUCCAGACCAGUACUACUGCGCGUGCGGGUGAAGUGAACUAG
Exophiala aquamarina CBS 119918 is the source of this 375-nucleotide messenger RNA. RefSeq lists its product as uncharacterized. NCBI's taxonomy places the organism in Eukaryota, Fungi, Ascomycota, Eurotiomycetes, Chaetothyriales, Herpotrichiellaceae. Bases 1 to 375 code for a protein of 124 amino acids. The record is from RefSeq and is a predicted model, not a curated record. The transcript has a single exon.